AUGUUUUCUAGCGGCCCAAAUUACACAAAAUUAAAAACGCACCUCAAGUUAACGCUAAAUAGGUUAAAACUGCUACAAAAAAAGAAGACUGAGUUAGCACAAAAAGCACGGAAAGAAAUAGCCGAUUACAUUGCCGCUGGCAAAGUGGAAAGAGCUAGGAUUAGGGUAGAGCACAUCAUAAGGGAGGAUUAUAUGGUCGAAGCCAUGGAACUUUUGGAAACGUAUUGUGAUCUUUUGCUCGCCCGGUUUGGUCUCAUACAGCAAAUGAAGACACUCGACGAUGGUCUGGCCGAAGCAAUAUCGACCAUCAUUUGGGCAGCCCCACGCUUACAAGCUGAUGUUCAAGAGAUGAAAGUGAUUUCUGACAUAUUAACUUCCAAGUAUGGAAGACAGUAUUCUGAUGCAUGUAGAGAGGAAGCUAUGCCAACCAUAUCAGAAAAGCUCAAGCAUAAAAUGAGCGUACAGUCGCCAUCAAAAAUAUUGGUGGAAAAGUAUCUCAUGGAAAUAGCAAAGAACUACAAUGUCGAGUACGAACCUGAUCCUCAAGUUAUGGCCGAGGGUCAAGAUACGCUUUUGAUUGAUAUAGGAAACGGAGGACAAACUCCUAAUAACUUGGAUCAAGCAAGCGGUGGAGUUCCACAGCCACCUGGAUUCAUAGGAUUUCCACAGCUUCCAUUUCCACCCAAUCCAAGUUUCAAUAUUCCAGGCAGUAGUUUGCAUCUACCAAUGGGCUUUGUAGCACCAAGUGCAUCUAAUUUUAACGAAAAAAGUCAGAACGCUCAGUUUAAUCCCAAUUCAUUCUCCUACAAUAUACCACCAGAUAGGCCAGAAAUAUCACAUCGACUGGAGAACGACUUGCCACCACCUUAUGGAUCGUUUCCACCAGAUUUGAACAAACAAUCUGAUCAAAAGCCAAAGCCUCAACCACGUUCGAAAAUGCCAAUGAAUGAUUUCAACAUACCAGAUUUGCCGGGAGUUCCAUCUGACAAUGACGCAACAUCGAAUGCCACGGGAGAAAACGAUGAUAUUGAUUUUGAUGAUUUAAUGAAGCGAUUUGAAAAUUUGAAAAAGAGAAAAUGAUUUAUUUAUACUUGAAUGAACGAAACGUUAUUUAUCAAAGCUCAUGUAAGGAUUAUUUAAAAAAAAAAAAAAAAAAUCUGCUACUUUGUAGUUCUUAAGCGUAGAUUAGUGCCUUUGUAUAAAUAUGUAAAAUAAUGCAGACACUUGUACUUUUUAUUUUUCAUAAGAUUUUAUUACUCUGUACAUAAACUUGACAACAUGUCA
Copidosoma floridanum is the source of this 1284-nucleotide messenger RNA. RefSeq names its product increased sodium tolerance 1-like protein (gene Ist1). NCBI's taxonomy places the organism in Eukaryota, Metazoa, Arthropoda, Insecta, Hymenoptera, Encyrtidae. Gene Ontology annotation, biological process: protein transport. The record is from RefSeq and is a predicted model, not a curated record.